Molecule: messenger RNA, 7923 nt
Organism: Bombus pyrosoma
Lineage: Eukaryota; Metazoa; Arthropoda; Insecta; Hymenoptera; Apidae
Product: serine/threonine-protein kinase 17B-like
Exons: 7
Coding region: 1609-3453 (614 amino acids)
Biological process (GO): positive regulation of apoptotic process; protein phosphorylation; intracellular signal transduction
Cellular component (GO): nucleus
Molecular function (GO): ATP binding; protein serine/threonine kinase activity
Source: RefSeq, a predicted model, not a curated record
UGUUCGAGACUACCAGCAUCCCAGGGCAUCUCGCUCCCACGCCCCAGAGGCUGGAGAGGCUUCUCUCGAAACAGACCCUCGAGGAACUGUACGAGGUCGAGGAACAACCUUUCGCACGCGAUUACUCUGCGCGCGCCAAACACCAAACCUUGUUACCACAUCAGUCGUACGUCUACUUUGAGCCAUUGUUUGUUGCGUUCAGCUUCCUGUAUCCUUCUGUAUCCUUUUAGUAGAACAUUACAAGCCACUUAUCGUCUGCAACGUCACACCGCUAGCGUUAGAUGGAAAUUAAUUUCGACCAGCACAGCCAGCGACCAUAUCUGAGCUGAACGCUUCUCGCACCAAAUAAAUCUAUCCUUUCUGUAGCUUUCCAACCUCUGAACCAUCGAAAGGGCUACUUACAUAGAUGAAAGAGACGCGAGGUACAAAGGAUGUCGACCGUUAGCGCAAGGUGCGUGGCCAAGCUCGUAACCGCGAUAGCCGAGCAACGACGUUGCGUACAAUGUCUCCAGUCGCGGAUGUCGAUGACCCUCGAACGUCGGUAUCGGGACAAGGAGAGGAUGGUAGAAGGAGAGGCAGAGGAGAGGGAGACGGAGGGGAAGGAGAAAACGGUAGAAGCGGUGGACGAAGAUGGAAGAGUAAGGAAAAUAAAAAGGCACAAGCUCCUCAAGGGAAGAGGUGGAAGAAGGUACUUCGUAGACCGGAUGGUGGGUAGGAGCACGAGGUCGUCGGACUGACCGGUGUGUUUAGUAGUUAGGAAGCUAAUGGAUGCCUUAAAGGACGAUGGAUACACACAAGGUUGUGUUGCACGACGUAGACUCUGAUCCCGGUGUUAGCACCGAUUUCCUGGUCCGCCGCUCUACACCAGAGGGCAACGAGCACUUAACGCUUUGCUCGACUCCCCUACCUCUCCUCUUGACCCUGGGUCAUUGAUCUUACACCAGGCUACGUAUAUAGUUUUAAUGUGUCUAUGCUCGGUAGCUUUAAGUAACACGCCGUUUCGAACUUUGCGGUUGAUCCCUGGUCGUGGGAAGAAACAACAGACAUCCAAUUUAGGAGAGCACGACCACCAAAACGUUGUAAUAUCUGACUUACGAUGUGGUCACUCGUCAGACACUCGACGCCAAGUCGUCGUAUUUUAGGUCAUGUCGGUCCUUCGACUCGGUGACUCCAGUCCGAAGGGAAAGCUUGUUUCUUUUCGCGUUUUUAAUUGCGAGAACCACGGCUGAAAAGUAUGAAAAAUAACGUUUCUUUUAUCGUUCAGAAGUUACACCGAUUUGUUCUGUGAUGUGAAACGCGUAGAAAAAGCGACAUCCACAUCGCGCGAAUUUAUGGGAGCAAGUCGUUCGUUGCUUAAGAGCGUAUGGUACAUCCAAGCGAAAACGUAUACCGCAAAGAGGUCGCAGCCUCAAGCUCUCGAUGCUUUUCUCUGUCUCGAUCAUCGUGCAAAAGCUUCGAAGAGCUCCUCGUCGCGUCUCGUACAAAUCCAGCACUGGAUGGAGAUACCACUACGGUGAAAGUGUAUACUUUCUAUGGAGUUCGCGGCACUACCGCGUUCAGCCUCGGUUAGAACUUUAUUCCACGUUGUGAACAAAUUUGCGAGACUCGAUGCCGGAUAACUGGUUCAUCCCUGAAGCCGAAGAUUCAAAGGAACGAGAUGUAAAAGCGAAUCGCGGCUAUUGGUUCGCGCUUCUUCAACAUGGGACACGGUCGGAUGAUCGAGCGAGGUCAGGCAAAUACGCGGCAGUGAGAAGAUGUCGAGAGAGAUCGAGCGGAAGGCAAUGGGCCGCGAAAUUUCUAAGGAAGAGGAGACGGGCACAGGAAUUGAGGGCGGAAGCCCUGCACGAAGUCGCGGUGCUGGAUGCCGCGGCGAACUGUUCUCGUCUGGUGUCCUUGCACGAGGUGUUCGAAACGAACACGGAGAUGGUCCUGGUUUUAGAAUUGGCUCCCGGUGGUGAAUUACAAAUGAUUCUGGACAGAGACGAAGUUCCGGAAGAACGACAAGUUGCCAGAUUACUCAAGCAAAUUUUAGGCGGAAUAGCCUUCCUGCAUUCCCUGAACGUCGCCCAUCUUGACAUUAAGCCUCAAAAUCUGGUCCUGACCGGCGAGUUCCCAGACUGUGACGUGAAGCUUUGCGACUUUGGUAUCUCGCGGUACAUCAGCCAUGGCGCGGACAUACGGGAGAUUCUGGGCACGCCCGAUUACGUUGCCCCAGAAGUGUUGAACUAUGAGCCGAUCAGCCUGGCAACAGACAUGUGGUCCAUCGGAGUUCUGUUGUACGUGUUGCUAACGGGAUGUUCUCCGUUCGGAGGUGACACGAAGCAGGAAACGUUCUGCAACAUCAGCCGAUGUCGCCUAGAUUUCCCCGACGAUCUGUUCGAAGACGUGUCCGAGGAAGCGCGCGAUCUCAUGCGCAAGCUAAUGGUCAAGGAUCCAAACGAACGCUUGACCGUCACGGAAUGCCUGCAACACCCAUGGUUCGGCUCGUUCGACGACCCUCAACCACCAUUAUCUUUAUCCAGCCGCCCAGCGUUGGACCAGUCUCCCGUCCAAGAUAAAUCAUCGCAGGAAACAAAAUCGUUCUCCAAAUCUACAACGAGCGCGGAACACCAAACGACGACAGGAUCAUCCACGACCAAGAACGACUCAGAGAAACAAAAAGCGGUGAACGCUUGUCAGGGCAUGGAAACGAAACCUUCGGCAAACAGAGCGAUUUCCUCGCACACGGAGAACAUAUAUUCGAAAUCAAAACUGUCGCCCAAACCCACUAGAUUCGGGCUGAGCUCGGAUCGCAGGGACACUUUUAAGAGGAACAUGGAUUCUCUGGCGCAGAAAUUUUCCGGCACAGAGGUCAUGAUAAUCGAGCCAGUGCCGUCAUCCGGUACCACAGUCUCCUCGAACGUAACAAGCAGUACGCAAAGGAGAGCGACAGCCACGCACACGAUGCCAGCCGGAGAGGUGUUCAAAUGCACACCGGUAUUCAUCCUGGGCGAAGAGCAACAAUGCAGCGACAGUGGCAGUGAUUCCGUUUCAGAAAUAUCGACAGACAGCUCUAGCGACCGAAGCAGUAUUUAUUCAGACGAUUCGUUGGAUUUUAUCUUAUAUGGAAAGAGUCAAGGUAGAGCCAGUUUCCCAUUCUCCGCUACGGAAGCGCCUUCCGACAGAUGGGAACAGAGGCACCAUACGAGGGUUUGGCCGAGAGAGUGCAACGGAGUGGUGAGCAAAGCUCUCAGCCGUUUUUCCUCAGAAACGUUGAACACGAAGUUCAGCAAAGCUUCCACGCCGCCAACAGUCCAUGGUAAAACUGGAUUAGAAGCUCUUCGCGAAAGGGGUGGAAAUUUAGUUGUAAUUCGUGAACCUGUAAGAGCUGGCAGAUACACCAGAUACAGCGAAGUACAAUGCGAAUCGGUGCAAGCACGGAUCCGACGAUUUCAGGUUCAUGGAGCUUCGUAGAUGAGUAAGCGCGUGAUCUGUCCGUGAAGGACUUUCUCGAGCAGCUUCGGAAUCCUGGGUCCUCGAUGGACAGCAGCAGGAUCCUUUGUACAUAUUACGUUACGGUGUACAGUAAAUGUAGUUUCAAGAACGCGUUGCGAGACAUCGGUAGUCGAAGAAGUACGCUGAAAAAAACAGAAAGUUAUGGGAUAACUGUAAAUAUUACAACGAGAAAACUUGCGGGUACCGAUCGCUCGUGACGCAUGUUGUAUAUAAAUUCGGACGACCGAGAUUCUACGAGAGAGCGGCGGUCGACCGGACCACGUUACUCGAGUUUCGAAGGUUUUAUCGUACAUAACGCAAGAUUAAAAGGAAGAGCUUAUUAGUUGAUUGUGGUACGGUGGUUUAUGGAAAUAUUUGAGCACUUCUAGGAACUUUUUACGAAUUUAUUACGUGCGGUUUAUAUGAUACAUUUUGAAAUUUUCUUAGAACUGCGACGAGACACGAUUUUCGUGAUCGAAUUGCUAAUAUAAUUGGAAUACUCUUGUUCCAUUUUAUAGUGCUAUCGAAAUUUUGAAAAAUCUCGUAUAAUACACGUAGUAAAUUCACAGAAAUUUUCUACACCGAGUGCUCAAAUAAUUGUAUAAAUUAUUACAUGUAGAUUGGAUUCAAGGUGGCAGCAAGAGUUUCAAGCGAAACGUAUCGACAGCUCGUUGUCUGCCAUUACCGAUAGACUGACCGGCCGUCCCUUCGAACUGUGAGAUAGAAAAAAGAAAAGAAAAAAGAAAAAAAAAGAAAAACGCGAGUUACGCGUUCGAUGCAUCGAGUUGCUCGCGAUACGAAAGUGGAAGAUUGGUUCAUCUCGUUUCGUUUUCUCUUGUCUCGCCUCUUCUCUCAACAACGUUUCACGCGAGGUCGACACUUGCGAUAGUUACGCAACUGGGUAAAUGUCAGGAAUAUGUCAGACUUCAUUCGGAAUUUUAGAGUAACAGCGAACGUGUAUAAAGUAAAAUGGCGCGCGAGCAGCUCGAUGCUGAGCGGCGAGUUUGCCCAACCUAGCCAUAAUAUUAUUAGUCGCUGUAUAGAUCGUCGUGAUAACAGUAACUCGAAUUACCUGGAGCUCCGUUCCACGGAUCUCGCUGAAAUUUCAAUCCGAUAACUUGGGUGCCUUUACCGUAUACGUUUAAGAGAAGUCGUGUCCCAGUCGCUUAAGCCAUUAAUGACCAAGCACAAUAAAUAGAACAGUAAAGGUAACACAUAUAAAAGUCUAUCAAAUCCAUGGUAUUCGCUAUCGUAUUCACCAGACUGUGGAUCUUUAUGCUUUUAUGGGAAAUUUAACUCUUAGAGGCUAUCGUAGGCGAAGGUUUACCAUAGCACAUCUUUUGUAAAAAAGAUACUGACAAAGCUAACGAAGUGGGAUUAAAUGUGUUUUUACUUUUGAAUUUUUAAGUUUUUGAAUUUAAAAAGUAGAAUUAAGAAUAAAACGGUUAUUAGUUGUUAUUGUUACAAGUAAUAACAUUGCUUUGUUAUUUAUCAUACAGAACAAUAAGAUUAAAAGAAAAUUUCACUCGCGAUAGCCUCCAGAGUAAAAGAUACAAAGAUACGUAGAAUCGACGCAAUGGGCAAAAGUAUAUAAAACGUGCAAGAUACCGUAGUCGUUAAAACAUUUAAAAAGUAAAACAAUUCUCCAACUAUGCCAUCAUUUUUCUCAUUCUGUCGAGAAAAAUAUGACUCUGGAUAAACAUUCGCAGUCUGGGAUACAAUUCUAUAAUGUAAAUUGAAGAGAAAGAAGAAAUUGUAACGCUGGCUCUUGAUGGGUUGAAUCCUCUAGCGUAAGCGAAGCACACGCGUGCAUGUAGAUAUAGAAAUGUACGAGAUACACGGGGUAGAAUCUCGCGUAUGAAUAUUUCUGCGUGUACAGGCAGUGAGCUGUACGCGACUGAUCGCAAGCAUUAACCGCACACUCGUAGUGCCUGCUUUUGUUUGUCCCGUUCGUAGUAGCGUAUCUCUCUCCGCGGAAAUACGGCUCGUUACGCCGGAAGAAAAAUGAACGCGUGCACGGCGGAAGAGCGUGGUGAGAGAACGAAUCGAUGCUUCCAAGAAGAGUCGGGUGAACGAGUCAAAGAAAUCUCUCUCCAGUCUGAAUAGAGUGCCUUAGUCGUACGGACGAUUUAAUCAAUCGUACCGACGAUCGAUCGAAAUUGAGAGCCUAGACUAGCUUUAGGCGUCUCCAAUUCUUCUCGUUGGAUCGAUAUCGUCUCUCGAGGGAGAUCGGUGCCUCGUAUCACAACGACAUGCCCUGCUAAAUAUCGCGCUGCAACACUCAAAAAUGAACCUGUUAGCUGAGUCACGUUUAACCAAAUGCUCCUAGAAUCCUGAAACGAAAAUUUAAAUAUACGCGUGGGCUUACGAUUUCUUAAAAGCCAAUCGCCGCUUGUAUUGAUAAUUCUCCUGUUUAGUCCGUAAAGUGACAUUUAAAUCAGAAAAUCGACGAACAUGAUCCAGUUUUUUGAACCAUGGCAUGUUAAAACGCUACGUCAUAAAAUGACGCGAGAGUGAUAAAAUUAACGAAGAUAAGCUCAUCGUGCUUCUUCUGUGAUCUUUCGAAUGAUAAACGACGCGAAUGAUAUAUUUAUUCUUAAGUAAAAUGAAACAACACGUAAAGGGAUAGGAGAUUUCUAGAUGGAGAAAUUACGUUUUCCAGUUCCUUCUUCGGUUAACAGGUUGACGUUUGAAGAAGCUUUUCCUUCUGCCUCUUUUCUUCUCCUAUUACACAUCUAGGAUCUGUCGCAUCUCAAUGACUCAAGAUACAUCGCGAAACUACUGCCGUUCGUACUAAACGAGUCUUUUAGCCAUUGAAAUAUGUAUCCAGGGCAAGUUUCGUUGCGAGAAAUGAAACGAUCAAUAGCUCUCGUCGAGCGAAAUACCGAUUUUUUCAAUUCUGCGCAAGUUGGCGAGUAUGAAACGCAUAAAUGUAUAAUGUAUACAUAUCUACGUAGACGAAGUACGAGGACGAACGCUGAAAAAAAUCUCGUGGAGCUUCCACUUCCGUGGUAGAAGGGAACGUUCCGUAAAUACUAGUCAUAUAGUUGCUCGUGCUUUUGUUCGAACUCGUUCGUUUCCCUCUGACUAGCCGCUUUAAAUCACGGUAAAAUUCUCAACGUACAGUGCCUUUAGAAACAUUUACACAGGGAUGGAGGAACGAGAACAUUCGAGCAGCGGGGACGAGCACACGAUCGAAAUGACGAGAAUCGCGCGUCGACGUCGAAACAACCAUCCGACGAAGCAGCAGCGAUGAUGCCUAUAGAAAAUGGAAAAUGCGUUUGGAAUCGCGAUCGAUCGAAUCGCUUUGCGUCGUUGUUUCGUGUAACCGAGUUCCUCGUAGAUCGAGGAAUCGAAUCUUUUCCGACUUCGCGAAUAUUGUUAAUAGACUGCGGAUUUUUAUACAUUUAUGGCAAGUUUAACAUUUAAUCCAGUUGUCUUUCUCGCUUCCCCUUCGUGUACAUACUUUCACAUAUCUUCCUCUUAGAUCGUAAAAUAUUUUAUUCGCGAAAGAUGUGAAAUAUACGAAAUAUUACAAAUAAAUAUUUAAACGCUAUCUAUAUAUUUUAUGUACUGGAUUAUAAUUUUUAUUAGAAAAAGAUAAAAGACCAGCAAUAUAUCGUACUUGUUAUAUAAUAUUUAAUGGACGAGACAAAUCUCUGCUACGAUCCCAACAUUCUCGAUCGCUUCGCAAAGUUAUGAAUUUGUAUAAAUAUCCGCAGUCUAAUUAUUAUCGCGGUCUGAGGCGUUCGUCCUUUGAAGUUCCGAGACGCACACUAUCGAGAUACGCGAACGCACGACACGAGACACAGGGAAUAUCUGACGUCUGACACGAAUAUAAUAUCUUGUCGUAGAGUAUGAACACAAUGAGCAAAUGAAAGAGCGUGAGAGUGCGUGUUGCGUGAUUUCACGAUUGCCUCUGAGAAUCAAAGAAAAUCAUAGAGACCUGUAAUAUAGUUUUGCUACGAUGAUAGAGAAAAAGGGCGUGCAUCCGAAGCGACCCGGUUCGCCAUUUCUCGGGGCCAAUGCGUUGUUAUUUAUUUCCGUCUACUUUUCUGUCCGAUAUCGUAUUUAAUUAUCCCGCGUGUCGCGUUUUAUUCUCGUGGCUUUUUAGUCCGAUCGUUGGCCCUCGCAGAAGGGCGUGCCGUUUCUCUACCCUUUCACUCGGGCGCGCCCUGUUCUCCGAUCUAACUGAUUUAUCAAUAUUAUUAUUAUUAUUAUUAUUAUCAUUACAAUUAUUAUUAUUAAUAUUAUUAUUACUACUAUUGCUAUUAUUAUUACUAUUAUUAUUAUUAUUAUUAUUACACUAUUAUUGUAAUGUUAUUAAUUUCGAGGUCAAUUACGAUGAGAAGUAUCGCGCAUGUAGAUGCUAUUAAGAUCUUCUGUAAAUAUUUCUCUGUCAUUGUAUUAAUUUUAAUAACAUGCGAAAUAAAUCAUUCGUUCAAAUCA